Molecule: messenger RNA, 3768 nt
Organism: Puntigrus tetrazona (Sumatra barb)
Lineage: Eukaryota; Metazoa; Chordata; Actinopteri; Cypriniformes; Cyprinidae
Product: complement factor H-like
Source: RefSeq, a predicted model, not a curated record
GCUUGUGCACAGAGAGGUCUGUUGUAAGAAAGAUUUCUUUUUGACAAGCAGGAAAGAGUUUUAGUGACAGAUCAAAACAGGUGCUUGUGAACUGAACUCAUAAUGAGAGUUACUGUAAAACUCCUCGGAUUUGGUUUUUGGUUGCUUUACUUCGAUUUUGCGUGCUGUCAAGAAUGUCGUCGAGAUGACAUUAAAUUUACUAACACGGAAUCGGUUGCAAAAGCUUCAUACGCUGAUGGCGAAACAAUGAAAGUGAACUGCAUUACGGGUUUUACUGGCUUGUAUAAGUUAAAGUGUGAAAAAGGAGAAUGGAAGAAAUCCAUUCAACGACCAUGUGCAAAGAGAAAAUGCGGUCACCCAGGCGACCUACAACACGGUGAUUUUAAACGUGGAGGGACGGAGUUUGUUUUUGGAGCAACGGUGGCUUAUUCUUGCCAGAAAGGGUAUGAAAUGACGAGCAGAAUCAAUCAACGUACCUGCAGAGCUCAAGGAUGGGACAAUGCUGUUCCCAUCUGUGAGGUGGUAAAAUGUCCAGCCGUUUACACCGACAAGGAUAUAACUGCGUCGGGGGACACAGAGGAGGGAAGUUACGGUGAUAUUAUUCACUUUGAGUGUGCAUCUCCUGAUAAAAUGCUAAAUGGAAGUAGUGAAAUUCACUGUGAAGAGACUGGAGAAUGGAGUGACGUUAUUCCAAAGUGCAUAGAAAUAACUUGCACAGCCCCUGUCAUAUCACAUGGAAAGGUUGUUGAGCCACGUCCGAAAUACCUGAAAAAUUCCAUAUUAAAAUACAAAUGCGAUCCAGGGUUCAAGGCCAAAGAGGGAAUCCCAAGAUGCGCUAAAUCUGGCUGGACUGUGAGCCCAGAAUGCGAUGAAAUAACUUGUGAGCUGAAGUCAACUUCAUUUGGAGUGCAAAAGACCAACCCGAAGGGAAAAACUAUUUUCAGAGCCGGAGAAAGUGUGGAAAUCACCUGCUCUGAAGAAUACUUUAUCUUUGGUACAAAAGAAGCCAGCAGAUCUUUUACAUGUCGAUAUAAUGGCCAGUGGGACAAUAAGCCUGCUUGUGAAGAGAUUACAUGUGAAGAUCCACGCGACUGGCGUGUGUCUAAACCAUACUACUGGCAAAUUAAGAAAUUUGGAGAAAAACAGUCUUACCGUUGUGAGUCUAGAUAUCGUGAAACAGCAGAAGUGGCCACAUGUACACGAGACGGAUGGAAACCAAAACCACUGUGUGCUGAUAUUACAUGCACAGCUCCUGUCAUAUCAAAUGGAAAUGUUGUUGAGCCACGGCCAGAAUACCACAAAGAUGCCAUAUUAAAAUACAGAUGUGAUUCAGGGUUCAAGGCCAGAGAGGGAACCCCUACAUGUGCUAAAUUCGGCUGGACUCUGGACCCAGAAUGUAAUGAAAUAACUUGUGAGCUGAAGUCAACUUCAUCUGGAGUGCAAAAGACCAACCCGAAGGGAAAAACUAUUUUCAGAGCCGGAGAAAGUGUGGAAAUCACCUGCUCUGAAGAAUACUUUAUCUUUGGUACAAAAGAAGCCAGCAGAUCUUUUAAAUGUCUACAUAAUGGCCAGUGGGACAAUAAGCCUGCUUGUGAAGAAGUAACCUGCAAGCUGAAGUCGACCAUUGAUGGAGUGCAAAAGACCAAUCCGCAGGGAAAAACUUUUUUCAGAGUUGGAGAAAGUGUGGAGAUCACAUGCUCUGAAAUAUACUUGUUCUUUUUUUCAACCAAAUCCAGAAAACACUUUACAUGCCAGUAUAAUGGGGAGUGGGACUUUGAGCCAGUUUGUGAAGAAACCACAUGUGAAGAUCCACGUGACCAGCAUGUGUGGAGACCAAACUGGGGAAAUUUGAAAUUGGGAGCAAAAAAAUUUUACUCUUGUGAGUCUGGAUACCGUGAAACAGCAGAAGAGGCCACAUGUACAGAGAGGACGGAUGGACACCAAACCCACUGUGUGCUGAAAUAACCUGUGAGUUGAAGUCAACCGCAGUUGGAGUGCAAAAGAUCAAACCUCCGGGAAAAACUGUUUUCAGACCUAGAGAAAGUGUGAAGAUCACUUGCUCUGAAAAUUACUGGCUAUCUGGUACAGACGAAUCCAGCAAUUCAUUUACAUGCAAUGACAACGGAAAGUGGGAUCAUGAACCUAUUUGUGAAGUUUCAGAGAUCAGAUGUAAAGAGCCACAUGACCAGCAUGUGUCUGGACCAACCUGGGAAAAUCUGAAACUGGGAGCAAAAAGAUCUUACCGAUGUGAGUCUGGAUACCAUGAAACAGCAGAAGAGGCCACAUGUACAGAAGACGGAUGGACACCAAAUCCACUGUGUGCUGGUUCAGCAAAAUGUGGGCCUCCACCACACAUAAAUGAUACACAUGCAAAAGACAUAAUAAAAAAUGAAUACAAUACAGGAGAGAGAGUUGAAUACACCUGUUCACUUCAAUACACAUUGGAUCCGCAUUUUUUCAAUUACUUGACCUGUGAAAAAGGACAGUGGAAAGGGACUAUAAUGUGCUUAAAGCCCUGUAUAGUGACGGUGGAGGAAAUGGAUAAAAGAGGUAUAAGGCUGAAAUGGAAGAAAAACGAAAAUAUAACCUCAACACACAAUGAAAGCAUUGCAUUUGAAUGUCAGGAUGGCAAAAUGACAAGCGAUAAACUAAGACAAAAGUGUGAUGAUGGAAUGAUGACUUUACCUAAGUGUGUGUGACAGUGGAAGUAAAACAGUGAAGCAUCAGCUACUAAGCAAACGCUGGAGCAAAUCAAAAUACAUUUUCCCAUUUCAGUAACUCUGUUUUGGAUUCCUUAUAAGUAAAACUAACUAAAUAAAUAAGAUAAAACUGAAUUUUUUUGCUUUAUGCUUAAGGAAACACAACGAAUUAGUAUUGUAUGACAAAAAAAUAAACAACAUUUAAAUCAACAGAAGAAAAACAUACAUAUCUGUACAUUAAUGUACAUAAAUGUGAAAAGCCAUGCCAAGCAAGGGGAAUAUUACAUAAGCCCUACUAUUCAGCUGGUCGAUUUUGUAAAGUUGCUCCUUGCACUCUGCAAUUAAAAACGCAAAACACCUCAACCGACCAUCUUUUAGCCUUAAAAUAGUACUAUCAGGAAUCUCUUAAUAUGUGCAGUGAAGAAUUAACCCUUGAACCAUUGAAUAUGCAUUUUUAGGAGAAGCCCUCCGAGAUGGAUUGAAACCAGAUCAAGUGUAAAUGCAUCUGGUUGUUAAAACCACAUAUAAAAAUUUGAUUCCUCCCAAAAUGUUAAAAUAAUAUUGAGUUGAAGAUUGAAUUUAUGACUGUUUUUGUGCGCGCGCCUGUGUUGAAAUGGAACCGUUUUAACAAAUAGAUAAAGUGACCAGGUGUAAACAGGCCCUUAGAUUGAGUUUCAGAUCAGUUUAGGGGUUUUGCAUGUCUUUUUAAUCAAUCACACCCGAUUCAAAUCAUCAGCUCAUCAGUAGACAUUAUCUGGUUUUGUACAUAGCUCCUCACAUCUGAGAUGAUUUCUAAUCCUGAUAACUGAUGUCUGGCUAAUUUGGUUUUUCAAAUGCAUUUGUGUAUUUGACUAAAAUAUCUGGAUUUAAGAUGACUGCGCUUUCCUGAGUUUUUUUUUGUGAAGGGCUUACAUGUAGCAGGUAUCUGAAAAUAAACACAAACAUUCGUGGUCAGAAUUAUUGGCACCCUUGGUAAAUAUGACUGUAUCAUUGGAAUGAGCAUUGGAAGCUUGUGAAAAUAAAUCUGCAUCAUUAACAGUUGUCCUGAUUAAACAUCCAUGACCCAUUA